CGUCGCACGGUUUAGCUCGCGCAUAGUGAAGACAUAUAUAAUAUCAAUAAUAUGAUAGCUUUAUAUAAAUUUUUAGUUCUUCCUCUAUUAAAUCCGCGAGUAAACGAAAAUUUACUUAAUUUAAAAAUAAAAAUACGUAUUUAAAAUAUUAAAUAAUCAAGACAAAUUAAUUAAUCAUGAGUAUUUCUCAAGACAGUGCAGCGACGAUUGUCUGUCGCGAAGUCUUUGACGAGGCUUCGCAUCCUUCUAAUGAAGAGAUUAUCGAUUAUGCUAAACGUAUUGGCAUCAAUCCAGUUACGGAACCACACCUCCUUGAUCUUGCGCGCGAAGGUCUGAUGGCAGCUCUGCCGAAAGGAUGGUCCCCCUGCUUCCACGAAACCUUCCAGAGCUGGUACUACUUCCAGGCCUCAACGGGAAUCACCUCGUGGGAGCAUCCACUGGAUAAAACGUACAAAGAAUUGGUCAAAACAGCAAGAGUUUCCCAAAGUCGACAGCAAAGUCUUGACGAUGACUCCAAGACAACGGCUAAGGAUCUUGAAUCCCAUGAGGAAGCAACCAUCCCCAAAGAACCUCCACCGUCAAAAGUGCCCGUCCUCCAGACCAAAAUACCCACUAAAUUGGCGCCGCUUAAGAAAUCCGCGAGCGAUAUUUCACGGCGCAAAGAUCACAGAAGAUCUACCAGUGAGGCCAGAUUGCCCAUCAACUCAAUGUUCGACCGCUCGUCGAGGGACUACACGAACCUCCAAUUUCAGGAUCCCAAGUUCUAUGAAAGUCCUAAAAUACUCAGUCCCGAGAGGGAAAUAAACCUCAGGGAAAUAGUAAAGCGUUCUGAGUCGAUGAGUCCGAGGUACGAAAAGGACUGGGAACAGUUGUCAAGUAAGUUUAGUUCCGAAGAGAAUGUUAUUGAUAUUGACAAACUGAGCAUCAGCUCGUUGACCAAGUCAGAGGGGAGGCCAAUUGUCGAGAGAUUUGACAAGGAAAAGCAUCCAAGCCAGCUGAUGAACAAGCAGAAGGAGUUGACUUUAACUGGUGGCGGGUCCAUGUUCUUGAAGAGCAAUCGAAGUCGAGAUAAUACUCCUUGUCAUGAUGGCGGUAGGUUUGAGGAUUUUCAGAUUCAUGGGGUCAAUACCAAUAACAACAGCUACUGUCUUGAGAGACCCAAGUCCAUUCUUCGGGAGAAGCCUUCUGAAGAUGACGAUCGGCCUACCGAAGAGGAACGAAAAAGUGUACGCUUUGAUCUCGAAAAAGAUAAUUUGGAAGAUAUUAAAUUCACUUACUCGGGUUCUGAAGACGAGGACUGGGACUCGGAAGUUUCGGAACCAAAGUCUGACCACAAUGAAUCCAAAGAUGAUGCAGCUAAUGGAGGAAAUGAGGAUAAGCUGAGUGUUAAGGGUGAGGGCAGUUCGUUCGAUAAAUUGUUGUUGAGUCCUGGAAGUUCAAAAAUUGUUGGCAAUCGGUUUCUUGUUCAAGAAGUAUCAGAAUCAGAACACUUGAGCCAGUUGAAUAAAGAGGAUUCCAAAGAUGAUAUGGAUUAUUUGCCAACGAAUAAGUUUAUUAAUAUUAAGAACAUUGAUUUGUUUUCCAAAAGCGACACUGAGAGCACGCCAAGAACCAGCGGGAAAGAUGACUCCAAGUCUGUGGAACAGAGUGUUGAUAGGGAACUGGUGCAAGCUAGUCAUCUGAUUAAACUAAAAUCAGAUCUUGAAGUUGUUGAUCAGGAGCGCAAUAAAAAACGAAGGAAUCUUGAUGAGGAUAUUAAAAGCGCAAUUACUAGACAGCAUGAGCGGGAAAUUGUUGGUUUGAAGAGAGAGCUAGAAGAGAGGGUGGACAGAACGAGGAAGGAAAUGGAGGCUAGUUUUAAUGAGGAGCGAUUGGAGAUGGAAAAAGUAAUGCAAGUAAAAUUAGAGGAACUGCGAAAUCAGUUGUUGCAGAAAGAGCAAGAAGAGAUUAAUAAUUUGGUAGCUGAGAUGGACGAGGCGAGGAGGAAAAAUUUGGAAAAAGUGAGAAAUGAAUUGGAAGCUUGCUAUGAAAAAGAAAGGCAGGAAAUUUUUGUUAAAUUGAAGAAUGAGUUGGAUGAAAAGAAACAGGAGAUGCUGGAAUUGAGGAACCAUGAGAUUGAGAAAAUGGAGAAUGAGUACGACAAGACACUGGAUGAAGAAAAAGCCCUAAAAAUAGCUGAGCAUGAUUUGACUCAGAAACAGAAUCAAAAGAUUGAAGAAAUGAAAAAAGAACUUGAGAAGGAGUUUGAUGAUUUAAGGAAGAAGUUGAGGGCUGAGCAGAGAGAAAAGAUGACUAAGAUCACUGAAGAACAUGAAAAGUGUUUGGCUGAAAUUUCACGUGAUUAUCGCGUUGAAGAAAAUAUGGCCAGGAAAGUUUUCAAACAGAAAUUGGACGAAAUUCGCUCAGACUUUUCACGCGAAAUCGAAAAAGAGGCAAAAAAAAUAUCAGAACGUGCUACGCGACAGGAUUCCAUUGACUAUGACAAAAUUCGUUGCGAAAAACGAAUUCUCGAAGAUAAAUACAAAACAUUGAAAGACAAAUACUUGAAAUUAAAAAACGACGUCCGUCUGGCCGUGGAAAAAAGAAGCAAACGCAAAGAGGGUAACACGACGGCCUCUGAAACUGAGAAAUCUGCUUCCACGAGAACCAGGACCGAGAGAACAGAGUCCCUGACCCAAAAAACAUCAUCGAAAAAUGUAAGCUCGAGUUCAAAACCAGAGGUCCACAAUCAGAACAUCGCCGACAACUCCGAGAGCCAGCAGUCCUUAGGAUUUCAAAGGUUCAGCCGCGCCGAUUCCCGAGACUCACGAAGCGGAAAAUUUGAGUCUGACGACACCACGACGGCCAGCGAAACCAUGAACUCGAAUAUUCUACAGAAGAAAAAGAGCCACAGCAAGAAGUCGCCUGGUUCAAAAGUCACCCAUAAUAAUAACAAUAUUGCGGACAAUCCGGUGGAAAAUAUUCGAAAGCAGUUGGAGAAAUUGGAAGACCUAGGUGAUCAAUUACCUACUAAUGAAAAUGCUUAUACGUUGAGAUACCCUUUCCAAGAUAAAGUGCCAGUGAAUGCCUCAUCAGAGCUAGAAUUCUUUAGACAUCGAAUCCAUGUGGAACGAGACUCUGUAAAACGGGCACGCGAAACUUUGAGAGCACAGAAAAAUAUAUUCCAGGGCGUGCAGAAGGCCUGGAAAGAACGGAGUGCUCGAGCUACUUUGGAACAACUUGUUCAAGAGGAACGAGAGCUUUCAGAUAUGGAGGUCAGUCUACACCGUACCAAGAGCUUGCUCGGUGAAAAGGUUAUUCAUCUGAAGCAUCUCGAGCAGUCAUUAGAGCGGGUCGCGAACGCCAAGAAAAAUGAAAAUGAUAUCAGUCCAAUUAAAAGUGAUGAAUUGACUUUGAGUGAUAUUUCUAGUGCCAGUAGCGGGUUUUCUUCAACUGAUUUGGAUAAACCAGAUUACUAUCAAGAGUCGACAGAAAUAAUAGCGAGUUUAGAAAAUUUGAAUUCCGAAAUACGUGAAAUUUGGAACGUAUUAAACAAACGUCGCGGGAAUAAUGUACCGCCUCCACCAAAUUUAGAUGGUCCCGACACCAGAUGGUUUCCAUUUCAACAUUUGACCACUCAGUCAAAUAAUAUUCAAGGUUUUGGAACUCCGAACAUCCAAUCAAACAUUUUGUCACAACUGACGGCCCAUCCGCCGACGACAACGCAAAAUAUAAUUGCUCAAUAUGGACCAAACAGUGGAUUCACAACGAGUGUUGGAACCGUGGAACGCGGCUCGAAUUUGAUCGAGCGAACGCGAAAUAUGCGCGACUGGCUGAGACAAGCGCGGGUUGAGACCACGGAUUUGAUCAGCACUGGACAAGCAACUCUAUGAGUUUAAAUUUUUUAACUAAUCAAAUAUUGAUAUUGAUAUUGACACUGAUACUAAUACUGACAUAGUAGAGACAAGAAUUGAUUAUUAUUAUAAAUUGAUAACUCUUAAUAAUUAAUCAAUUUAUAUAUUUUAGAUAACUUUUUCUUUGUCCUUGUAAAUUUAUUUCGCUGUAAAUAGUUGACUGAUUAACGAUUGAUAUUGUACAGGAAAGAGAAAGUAAUUUUUAUGAAAAAUUAUAGUUGAUCAUUUGUUUUAUCAUUUUAC
This is a messenger RNA of Microplitis mediator, 4136 nucleotides long. RefSeq names its product centrosomal protein of 164 kDa (gene Cep164). Gene Ontology annotation, molecular function: protein binding. Bases 177 to 3872 code for a protein of 1231 amino acids. The record is from RefSeq and is a predicted model, not a curated record. The transcript has 10 exons. NCBI's taxonomy places the organism in Eukaryota, Metazoa, Arthropoda, Insecta, Hymenoptera, Braconidae.